AUGGUGGAGGUGCUAGCAGGCCUGCUAAUAGGAGCCACACCACUCGGCCACUUCUUCCUCCCCGCCUCCUCCUCUGCUGCUGCUGCCUCCUCUCUCCCAGCCUCCUCGUGGCUCUUCAGCCCUGCCACUGCUGGCAUCCUGCACGGCCUCAUGGAGGCCCUGAGGCUCUUCAGCCCUGCCACUGCCGGCAUCCUGCACGGCCUCAUGGAGGUGAGGGGGGCAGUGAAAGGAAGGCAGCAGCCAUUCUCGGCCCUUACCACCCCGGGCAUGAGAGAAACACUAGUGGAGCCACUCCCCUCUGCUGCUGUCGCUGCACCUGGUGCCAGUGCUGCUGCUGCUGCUGGUGGGAGUGGAGGGGGAGGAGGAAGUGGUGGGGGUGGGGGUGGUCAGAGUGGAGGAGUUACGAGUGGUGCUGGUGGGUUAGGAGGAGGUGGGGGUGGCAGCAUUGCGAGUGAAGCAGCAGCCACAACACUUUCUUCGUCUGCUUUGUCUUCUGCUUCUUCUGCUUCUUCUGCUUCUUCUCCCUCCUCCUCCGAUGCUGCGAUGCCAUCCUUGCAAGAUGAUAGGGCGCUCUGGGUGGUGUGUGCUGUGCGCCUGCUGCUGCUGCCCAUGCUUGGGACCGUCGCAGUCACGAGGAGAGGGGAGGUCCCUUCCCUGCCCAUGCUUCCUCCCUCUCUCCUCCUCCCUCUCCUCUUCCUCCCUCUCCUUUUCCCACCCCUCUCUUUCCGUCCUCUCCUCUCCACUCCUCCCUCGCUUUCCAUCCUCUCCUCUUCCUCCCGCUCACUUCCAAGCCCUCUUUUUCCGUCCUCUUCUCGACCUCUCUCUCUCUUCCACUCCCUCCUUUUCCACCCUCUCCUUCUCCUUCCUCUCUCUUCCGCUCCCUAUCUUUCCAUCCUCUCAUCAUCCUCCCUCUCUCUUUCCGUCGUCUCCUCUGCCUCCCUAUCUCUUUCACCUUGUCCCUUUCAACCCUCUCCUUGGCCUCUCCUUGUCCUAUCUCUUCAACCCCCUCCCUUUUUCUCCCACUCCCUCCCUUCCACCCUCUUCUACUCGUCCCUCUCACUUCCACCCUUCCCCUUGACAAUCUCCUCUUUCUGCACCCCCCUUUCCGCCCUCCACUUUCCAUGCUCCCCUUUCCUCCCUCCCCUUCCCGCCCUCCCACUUUCUGCCCUCCCCUUCCCGCCCUCCCACUUUCCGCCCUCCCCUUCCCGCCCUCCCAAUUUCCGCCCUCCCCUUGCAUCUCAGGCACUAUACAAUGCCAAAUUGAUCCCACAAGACCUCAUCUAUGCAGACCUCCAUGCCAUCAGCUCAGAAUCUCAUGCUCAUGUCCUCCUCGCUCCUCAUCUCUCUUCCUUUCUCCUCCUCGCUCCUCAUCUCUCCUCCUCGCUCCUCAUCUCUCCUCCUUUCUCCUCCUCUCUCCUCCUUUCUCCUCCUCUCUCCUCCUUUCUCCUCCUCUCUCCUCAUCUCUCCUCCUCUCUCAUCAUCUCCCCUCCUCUCUCCUAUCUCCUCCUCACGGCCCCCCUCUCCCCUCAGAUCCAAACCGCCAUGCUGUCGGCACAGAAUCUCGUGCUCAUGGCGCAGCUCAGCCCAGCCACCAAGCCUCUAGCAGGAAUGCUGGCGUCCCUGAUGCUACGACAGCUCAGCCCAGCCACCAAGCCUCUAGCAGGAAUGCUGGCGUCCCUGAUGCUUCGACAGUGUGGAUCACAGUCUCCUCCACCUAACUUCCACCUCUCCCCCUCUCUUGCAUCCCUCCCCUCCUUCCCCUGCAAUAUGCCAUUGCCAUUGCCACUUAUGCCAUUGCCAUGCUCCCUAUCACAGUGUGAAUCACAGUCUCCUCCACCUAACUUCCACCUCUCCCCCUCUCUUGCAAAACCCCCCACCUCCCCACCCUCUCCCCCUCUCUUGCAACCCUUCCCCCUGCAGUACGCCAUUGCCAUGCUCCCAAUCACAGUGUGGAUCACGGUCUUCCUCUCGCGACUCAACAUGGCCAUAUGA
Closterium sp. Naga37s-1 is the source of this 1992-nucleotide messenger RNA. The record is from the annotation of a GenBank genome assembly. NCBI's taxonomy places the organism in Eukaryota, Viridiplantae, Streptophyta, Zygnematophyceae, Desmidiales, Closteriaceae.